UUGAUAUACAAAAACAAUCGCCUUGUAAAUUCAUGUGUAAUAUGUAAUUACAUCCAAGAAACAAUUGCCAUAAUGCGGUUACCUAGCUAGAAAAAAAAAAGUUAUCCUCCCUGUACCGGGGAUAGCAAAACAAACCACAUGAAAAGUGUUCAGUUUACUCAACAUUAAAAAGUAAUUCCCUAAGUCUUUUCACAAACGCAGUGAUUUCACACCCUACUCUUAUGUAGCUGACGAAUCGUGCAAACCACGGCAGCCUUUGAUUGGCUCCUCUCGCUGCCAGUAGGGCCCCCUGUUGGGAGGGGGCCGAGAGCUGCUGCGCUUCCUAUUUAACUGCACUCCGCGGCUUGUGUGCUCAGUCGUCAUACGGGGUGCUGCUGCCGGGAGGUGGGGCGUGUUGGCUGAAACACCUUCCGUGUUACAAAUGUAAAAAGAUAACACUCGCCAGUGUUUUGUUGUGCCGUCUUAGCCUUGGGAAGACGGGGAUUGCGGGCACUCGCGGGGAGGAAGGACGCGGCCGGGCAGCAAAACGGAAAGGAAGGGUUUGCGGAACAGGAGAGAGAGAGAAGCCAUUCAUUCAGACGUCAUUUGUCUCGCUGGAAACACACAGGAAACCCAGGCGGAGGCGGUUGCAGCUACCCUGUGAGUUCCCGUCUGGCCCACGCUGCAUCCGAGUGGGGGGAAAAAAGGGGGAAGACAUGUCCUCAUUGGUUUUAUUUUCUUCUGACACGAACUUCUCCGUGAGAAGGGAAUGAUCGCCGAUGGCACUGCGGGAGGAUGCGGGGUGCAGAUCCCGAGCCCAGUGAAGCGGAGCUGAGUGUUGCGGGAGGGAAAGUCGACGCCGGAGAGCUGCCGGAGUGACCCGCAGCCGAGCCCUAGACACACACAAAGGAAAGGGCGACAACUUCACCUCCGAAGAGCUCGGGAACGCCGCAGCGGUAUCCUCAAAACCCCCCCCAAUGAGCCCUGAUUUUGAAUUUUUAAGGUUUGGAGCUGCGGUCAUGGAGUUAAUAAAGCAAGAUUUUAAUGAGAAACGGUGCGGGUUUACCUUAAACUGAUUACGUGGCUCUCGAACGCAAAGUAGACAGGUUACGAAACAACGGGACUUUUUUUUUUCCAGUUUCCAUCUGAACAAACUAGGUGCUGUGCAUUGAUUUGUCGGUAUCACACGUUUCUAUAUUUGUUCUACCUCUGCGGAAUGAAAUGGAUCUGAAGACGGCGGUGUUUAACGCAGCCCGGGACGGAAAGCUCCGGCUGCUCCAGAAGCUGUUGGAGAACAAAGCUGGGGAUGAAGUUUCCAAGUUGAUGGCGGAAAAGACCAACGGCGCGACACCGCUGCUGAUGGCAGCGCGCUACGGGCACCUGGAUUUGGUGGAGUAUCUCCUGGAGUGUUGCUUGGCCCCAGUCGAAGUCGGGGGAUCUGUAAACUUUGACGGCGAAACCAUCGAGGGGGCCCCCCCGUUGUGGGCAGCCUCUGCGGCCGGGCACCUGAAGGUGGUGCAGUCCCUGCUGGGCCACGGAGCCUCCGUCAACAACACGACGCUGACCAACUCGACCCCCCUGAGGGCCGCCUGUUUCGACGGGCACCUCGACAUUGUGAAGUACCUGGUGGAGCACAAGGCCGAUCUCGAAGUGGCCAAUCGCCACGGGCACACCUGCCUCAUGAUUUCCUGUUACAAGGGGCACAAGGAAAUCGCUCAGUACCUCUUGGAGAAAGGUGCUGAUGUCAACAGGAAAAGCGUGAAAGGUAACACUGCUCUGCAUGACUGCGCUGAAUCGGGCAGCCUGGAAAUCAUGAAAAUGCUGCUGAAGUAUGGCGCUAAAAUGGAGAAGGAUGGCUAUGGAAUGACACCCUUGCUGUCAGCCAGCGUGACAGGGCACACGAACAUUGUCGACUUUCUAACUCAGCACCAGCAGACAAGCAAAAUGGAGAGGAUCAAUGCCCUGGAGCUGCUGGGCGCAACCUUUGUGGACAAAAAGAGGGACCUCCUGGGUGCGCUGAAAUACUGGAAGAAGGCUAUGGACAUGCGAUAUAGCGAAAGCGGCAAUAUUCUGUACAAGGCCGAGCCGAAACACUUGAUUAUGGCUUACGAUUAUGCCAAGGAAGUAAACUGUGCCGAUGAGCUCGAUAACCUGAUUGCUGACCCCGAUGAGAUGAGAAUGCAGGCCCUGCUUAUCAGAGAGAGGAUUCUGGGCCCUUCGCACCCCGAUACCUCUUAUUACAUCCGCUACAGGGGUGCAGUCUAUGCAGACUCUGGCAACUUUGAGAGGUGUAUUAACCUUUGGAAGUAUGCCCUAGACAUGCAACAGAGCAACCUGGAUCCCCUGAGCCCCAUGACAGCCAGCAGCCUGCUCUCCUUUGCUGAGCUCUUCUCCUUCAUGUUGCAGGACCGGGCCAAGGGAUUGCUGGGCACAUCCGUGUCCUUUGAUGACCUCAUGGGUAUCCUCAGCAAAAGCGUGCUGGAGAUUGAGAGAGCCGUCAAGCAGACGCAGCCCCCGCCCGAUCCUGCUCAGCUUAGCAAGGCUCUUUCCAUCAUUCUGCACUUGAUCUGUCUGCUGGAGAAGGUCCCGUGCAGUGUGGAGCAAGACCACUUCAAGAAGGAGACGAUCUACAGGUUUCUCAAGCUGCGGCCGAGCGGGAAGAACGGCUUCACCCCACUCCAUCUGGCGGUCGACAGGAACACUACCUGCGUGGGGCGCUACCCCGUCUGCAAGUUUCCCUCCUACCAGGUGGCCUCGAUUCUUGUGGAAUGUGGGGCGGACGUGAACUGCAGGGACGAGGACAAUAACAGCCCUUUGCACGUGGCAGCCUUUAACAACAACCCGGACAUCAUGAACUUGCUGAUCGCCUGCGGCUCCCACUUUGACAGUACAAACUCCUUCAAGCAGACCGCUUGCGACCUGCUGGAUGAGAAAGAAAUGGCGAAAAAUCUGAUCCAGCCCAUUAACCACACUACACUGCAGUGUCUGGCAGCGCGUGUUAUAGUUAAACACAGCCUUGUGUACAGGGGUAACAUCCCUCAGAAACUGGAGGCCUUUGUGCUGCUUCAUAGAUAAUAACGAAAACCCAGGGUUCAUCCGGCUGCCAUAAUUAUUGGGGUGUGAGGAGUCCUGACCCUGGUUUUAUCCCCCUUUUCAAAGUUCUACGAUUUGUAUUUUACAGACUCUGAAUGACAACGUGCUUUAAUUGAAAAGCUCCUGACCCCACGUUUCCUCACAUCCAACGUGCAGAUUGCAUACGGAAAGCAUGACGAUGAUGUGUAAUGAUUAGACAUACAGUAUUUUGUACAAAAAUGUUUGUUUUUGCUUGAACUGAAAAUACUUUCUUAAUUCAUGCGGUUUCUGACGGUUCUCGGAACACAUCUGCCAAAGUCCCAUCUGCUUUAUGCUCCUCUGUUUCUAUGCAAAGAUAGUAGGAUAUUUGGGACUGUAGGUUAUUUUUUAAUUAUAUUGCUUGUGAAUGGAUAUUCUGUAAAUGUGCAUCUGUUUUAAGCUUUGUGCUGUUAUUUUUCUUGUUGCAUUUUUAAUUCUGAUUCAUGGUUUAUAUCAACUGGACUUUUCCCCUCCCUCCAGAUCACAGAGCUUUAUUUAGUAGUUAAUGUUUGCAAAUACCAUAAGUGCUUUAUCUUUCCUAUGCACUGGCUUCAAUAUGUGACUGUUCUGUGUUUGCACUUGUCUAUGCAGCAGCAAGAGUUUUUCUUCUAAUGCCCCGUUUUCUUUGGAUUGGAUGUUUGCCCAGAACCUUCCAUAUGUUCUUUGACAUUUCAUAACGGGACAAUAUAGAUCAGUGCGAAAACAACCUGGUUUUGCGUUUGUUGGUAUUUCCUCCGAAUUUGAUUUUGAUCUUAAAAAGAGAGCCUGUUCAUUUUUAGGACGGACAGCAUAAUUGCUUUUAUUCGGUUUAAGAGAACAAGGUUGUGUCCUGAGUGUUUGUAUCCACAACUGCGUUUUCAUCUUCUGUGGACUUGUUGGUGCUGAUGUGAAGCCUGAAAUUGGAAGCAGAAACUCAAUUUUAAAUUGUAUUCAAAAAGACAUUAAACACUACAGUAUUCUUGCAUUAGAAGAAACUUGUAAACUUCCAUUCAUCAUCUUAAGGAUAGAUUUGACUUUUUGUUGUUUAAAGAAAUAGUCCUUGCUAUCCUUACAAAACCUAUUUCUGUAAAAUCUUUUAAGCUGGGCAAAAUGUUUUCAUUUCUUCCUAUGUUUUUUUCACAUGUAUCUGUACAGAUUUAAGAAUGUCAAAGCUGUCCUGUACUCUUUACAGGCUUUUUUUUUCCUUAUUUUUUGCUCAUUGGCUUUACUCUCGUGGCAAAAAGGGCUUUUCAGAUUUCUAGAAACAAGUUUCACUUCAGAAACAAAAUUAGUUACAUCAGGUGAUGACUGUAAUUUUGCACUUUAUUUUGGUGGCAUGUAAGAUUUCUUAUGGCAUACAAGCCCAGCUAAUGUCUUAAACAGGCAAAAUGUUCACAAUAAAACAGUGUUGCACUUGCUUUCUGGGCACUAUUGUCUAUUUUAAAACUGGUUCUUCACUCAAUAUAUAGAAAAAUUGAGGUUAUAGGCACAUAUGUAAAGUUGCAUAGGUAAGAAGGGUAUUGCGCAUUUUGUUUCGUAGUUUAGCUGUGUUUCUGUAAUGGAACAAUGUUAUCUUUAAAAAUUACAUGUAGUACAACUC
Molecule: messenger RNA, 4669 nt
Organism: Lepisosteus oculatus (spotted gar)
Lineage: Eukaryota; Metazoa; Chordata; Actinopteri; Semionotiformes; Lepisosteidae
Gene: fem1c
Product: fem-1 homolog c
Molecular function (GO): protein binding
Source: RefSeq, a predicted model, not a curated record